Molecule: messenger RNA, 1216 nt
Organism: Pantherophis guttatus
Lineage: Eukaryota; Metazoa; Chordata; Lepidosauria; Squamata; Colubridae
Biological process (GO): thiamine diphosphate metabolic process; dephosphorylation
Molecular function (GO): magnesium ion binding; thiamine triphosphate phosphatase activity
Source: RefSeq, a predicted model, not a curated record
ACGGAUGCUGCUCUGAAGGAGACCAUUUGCAAAAGCAAGCAAGAGAAAUAACUAUUACGAAAGCUUCACAUGAAGAUCUGCCUUCUUUAAAUCUUGGGAAGAGAUACAAGGAACAUGGAAGCCAGGCGGGAAUUUCUCCCGAUACCCAAAGUCCAGCUGAAGCAAACAUUUUGGGUGACGGAAGACAGUAUGGCUAAACUGUUAACGGCGGGCGCCAAAUACGUGGACGCCGUCACACAGAAGAACCAUUACUAUGACACGGCUUCGGAUGAUCUAGCCAUGGCUGGACUGUGGCUAAGCCGAAGGGAUCAAGAGUGGUUUCUCAUAGUAGAAUCUCAGGAGGAAGGAACUCAAGAAAAGUUGGAGGAGCUAACUGAGGAAAAAGCUGCCAAUCCAUUCCCUGAUCCACGGGAAACUUUAUUCCAGAAGGUGAUCGACGACGUCCAGUGGGAAAACGCUCUUGCCUGUAGGAAACCAUCCAAACAGAAAAUGGAAGAGGCGGAGGCUCUGCUCAAAACCCAACAUCCACAGCUUGACUCGACGGCGGCAGAAACCGAAUGUCCGAAAUUUAGUUCUGCCUUCACCGAGUUGGUGGGCGAGAGCGAGAUCACCGCGUAUCUAGCGGCCCAUCUCCGCCUAGACGUGAACGCCGAGGGACGCGAAAAUGCAACCAUGGAAGGUUUUCUCCAGAACGUGGGCAUCGAACACUAUGCCAGCAACCACGUCGUUAAUCAAGCAACGUAUCUAUUGUCCGACAGGUAUACCGUUAUCGUUCAAAGGGGAGAAGGCUCUUUAAGGGACUCUGCGACGGUCGUGUUGGAGAUCGACGUGUUCAACAUUUGCCAAGGUUUGGAAGAGAUCGAAAAAUUGGCGGCCUACCUGGGGUUUGAACGGCAAGGAGUUCAGAGCGAGCGAGAAUUUAUGGCGGAGUGAGCCAGAGCUGUCCAAAUAUUAAAAAAAGGCAUUUCUUUACAAUUGCUUUCUAUGGGAGUGGAGCGGAAUGGAAUGGAAUGGAAUGGAAUGGAAUGGAAUGGAAUGGAAUGGAAUAGAAUAGAAUAGAAUAGAAUAGAAUAGAAUAGAAUAGAAUAGAAUAGAAUAGAAUAGAAAUUAUGAAUGGAAUGGAAUGGGAUAGGUUAGGAUAGGAUAGGAUAGGAUAGGAUAGGAUAGGAUAGGAUAGGAAAGAAUAGAAAUUAUGAAUGGAAUGGAAUGGAAUGGA